GCUAGGGCGGGCGAACCAGCGAGGCCGGCGCCCUCCCGGGCUGCGCCCGGGUCCUGGAUCCACGCCGAGGGCAGGACGAACUUCACCAGGUAAUUUUUUCUGCAGGAUGAAUUAAGAGAAGAGACACUUGCUCAUCAGGCAUGGAGAGCACAUUGUCAGCUUCCAAUAUGCAAGACCCUUCAUCUUCACCCUUGGAAAAGUGUCUCAGCUCAGCUAAUGGAAAUGGAGACCUUGAUUCUGAAGGCUCAAGCUUGGAGGAAACUGGCUUUAACUGGGGAGAGUAUUUGGAGGAGACAGGAGCAAGUGCCGCUCCCCACACAUCAUUCAAACACGUUGAAAUCAGCAUUCAGAGCAACUUCCAGCCAGGAAUGAAAUUGGAAGUGGCCAACAAGAACAACCCGGACACGUACUGGGUGGCCACGAUCAUUACCACGUGUGGGCAGCUGCUGCUUCUGCGCUACUGCGGUUACGGGGAGGACCGCAGGGCCGACUUCUGGUGUGACGUAGUCAUAGCGGAUUUGCACCCCGUUGGGUGGUGCACACAGAACAACAAGGUGUUGAUGCCCCCGGACGCAAUCAAAGAGAAGUACACAGACUGGACAGAAUUUCUCAUACGUGACUUGACCGGUUCGAGGACAGCACCCGCCAACCUCCUGGAAGGUCCUCUGCGAGGGAAAGGCCCUAUAGACCUCAUUACAGUUGGUUCCUUAAUAGAACUUCAGGAUUCCCAGAGCCCUUUUCAGUACUGGAUAGUUAGUGUGAUUGAAAAUGUUGGAGGAAGAUUACGCCUUCGCUAUGUGGGAUUGGAGGACACUGAAUCCUAUGACCAGUGGUUGUUUUACUUGGAUUACAGACUUCGACCAGUUGGUUGGUGUCAAGAGAAUAAAUACAGAAUGGACCCACCUUCAGAAAUCUAUCCUUUGAAGAUGGCCUCUGAAUGGAAAUGUACUCUGGAAAAAUCCCUUAUUGAUGCUGCCAAAUUUCCUCUUCCAAUGGAAGUAUUUAAGGAUCACGCAGAUUUGCGAAGCCAUUUCUUCACAGUUGGGAUGAAGCUUGAGACAGUGAAUAUGAGCGAGCCCUUUUACAUCUCUCCUGCGUCAGUGACUAAGGUUUUUAACAAUCAUUUUUUUCAAGUGACUAUUGACGACCUAAGACCUGAACCAAGUAAACUGUCAGUGCUGUGCCAUGCGGAUUCUUUGGGGAUUUUGCCAGUACAAUGGUGCCUUAAAAAUGGAGUCAGCCUCACUCCUCCCAAAGGUUACUCUGGCCAGGACUUCGACUGGGCAGAUUAUCACAAGCAGCAUGGGGCACAGGAAGCUCCUCCCUUCUGCUUCAGAAAUACAUCAUUCAGUCGAGGUUUCACAAAGAACAUGAAACUUGAAGCUGUGAACCCCAGGAAUCCAGGAGAACUGUGUGUGGCCUCCGUUGUGAGCGUGAAGGGGCGGCUGAUGUGGCUUCACCUGGAAGGGCUGCAGACUCCUAUUCCAGAGGUCAUUGUUGAUGUGGAAUCCAUGGACAUCUUCCCAGUGGGCUGGUGUGAAGCCAAUUCUUAUCCUUUGACUACACCACACAAAACAGUCUCACAAAAGAAGAGAAAGAUUGCAGUUGUGCAACCAGAGAAACAAUUGCCGCCCACAGUGCCUGUUAAGAAAAUACCUCAUGACCUUUGUUUAUUCCCUCACCUGGACACCACAGGAACCGUCAAUGGGAAAUACUGCUGUCCUCAGCUCUUCAUCAACCACAGGUGUUUCUCAGGCCCUUACCUGAACAAAGGAAGGAUCGCAGAGCUACCUCAGUCAGUGGGACCUGGCAAAUGCGUGCUGGUUCUUAAAGAGGUUCUUAGCAUGAUAAUCAACGCGGCCUACAAGCCUGGAAGGGUAUUAAGAGAAUUACAGCUGGUAGAAGAUCCCCACUGGAAUUUCCAGGAGGAGACAUUGAAGGCCAAAUACAGAGGCAAAACGUACAGGGCUGUGGUCAAAAUCGUACGGACAUCUGACCAAGUUGCAAAUUUCUGCCGCCGAGUCUGUGCGAAGCUAGAGUGCUGUCCAAAUUUGUUUAGUCCUGUGCUGGUAUCUGAAAACUGCCCAGAGAACUGCUCCAUUCACACCAAAACCAAAUACACCUAUUACUAUGGAAAGAGAAAGAAGAUCUCCAAGCCCCCCAUCGGGGAAAGCAACCCCGACAGCGGACACCCCAAACCCGCCAGGCGGAGGAAGCGACGGAAAUCCAUUUUUGUGCAGAAGAAACGGAGGUCUUCUGCUGUGGACUUCACCGCGGGCUCGGGGGAGGAAAGUGAAGAGGAGGACGCCGAAGCCAUGGACGAUGACACCGCCAGUGAGGAGACAGGCUCCGAGCUCCGGGAUGACCAGACGGACACCUCGUCGGCGGAGGUGCCCUCGGCCCGGCCCCGGAGGGCCGUCACCCUGCGGAGCGGCUCAGAACCCGCACGCCGGCCGCCUGCAGAGAGGACACGAAGGGGCCGCAGGGCUCCAGCCGUCUCCUCAGCAGAGGAAGGGGAGAAGUGCCCACCGGCCAAGCCCGAGGGGACAGAGGACACGAAACAAGAGGAGGAGGAGAGGCUGGUUCUGGAGAGCAACCCGUUGGAGUGGACGGUCACCGACGUGGUGAGGUUCAUUAAGCUGACAGACUGUGCCCCCUUGGCCAAGAUAUUUCAGGAGCAGGACAUUGACGGCCAGGCACUCCUGCUUCUGACCCUUCCGACGGUGCAGGAGUGCAUGGAGCUGAAGCUGGGGCCCGCCAUCAAGUUAUGCCACCAGAUCGAGAGAGUCAAAGUGGCUUUCUACGCCCAGUACGCCAACUGACUCUCCCCAAGGGAGGUGGCCCGUGAUGUAGGAUGCAGUGUUGGUAAAGGUUUCCAGGACUGAAACUUUGAUUUUCCGGGAUAUGUUAAAUGGUACAGACACUAAGUAUCACCAGAAAACCAGAAGCCCAGGAUCUCCUGCCUCUGCUGGCGUGUGAGCUGUUUCCGUGUUUGCAAAGCACAGUGAAGCACAGCAGCAGUCGCUUCUGGGGAGUGCCAGUUAAAGUCACGCGUCAGACCCUGCCGGACGUGGGCCAACUUCUUGGUUCACCCACAUUUUGCCUUUCUCCCGCCCCAAACCAGGCAGCUCCCUUGGAGCAGGGUUUCCUAAAGUGAGGCCUGCAUUCUUUGUAAAAGAGGAAUGUCGCCAAGGAAGAAACCUCACCCCGUGCCGUCGUGUUUCCUGUAAUCACACGGGCACAUUUAUACACGCAGUUUCCUGUGGGUAGGCGUGUGACCCUCGUUGAAUGGCACCUGCAGUUUCACCUCGGUGGCAACUCCUUUCUGCAAUGCAGCUGGCAGCGACAUCCUUAUAAAAAGAUAUGCUAAAGCCCUGUCCUCCGUUCGAGGUGCCUUUUAGGAAUACGGGGAGUGAAGGAAGGCCGGCAGGCAUCUCCGUGCAACUGGAUGGUUGGUUGGUUGGUUUUGUUGUGUUUUUUGAGAGAGAAUCUCGCUCUGUCACCCAGGCUGGAAUGCAGUGGCGCGAUUUCAGCUCACUGCAACCUCUGUCUCCCGGGUUCAAGUGAGUCUCCUGCCUCAGCCUCCCAAGUAGCUGGGAUUACAGGUGCGUGCCACUAUGCCCAGCUAAUUUUUUGUAGAGAUGGGGUUUCACCAUGUUGGUCAGGCUGGUCUUGAACUCCCAACCUCAAGUGAUCUGCCCGCCUCGGCCUCCCAACAUGCUGGGAUUACAGGUGUGAGCCACCACGCCCCAGCCCAACUGGAUGGUUUUUGAUUGAAGCUUAGAACAUCUGUGGAGACACUCUACCCAGUCUUUUCUAGACCUCAACUAUCUCCAGUGUUGUAGUUUAAUUGUAGCUGGAUCAGGCAGUGAGUCUUUUAGGCAAAUGUUGGAUUCUAUAUCGAAGGAAAAGUUUAGUUUCAGAGAGCAGGAAGGGACAGAGAUGUGGGGGAAGCAUUUCAUGAACCAGCUACAUCUGCUUAGAAGGAUCACUGUGGCAGGUCACUGAGCAGGCGUCCCUCUGAGCGUCCCUUCUGUCUCGUUCUGUCCCAGCUGGCUGCAUAUGCCCCAGGGACAGUGCAGCAUGAGCCCUGAAUCUGGAGGCAGCCACUUGGCACCCUGGUUUUGCUGAGAACUAACUCUGAGAUCUUGGGUGACUUCUCAUCACUCUGGACCUCGGUUCCUGUGAAGCGACAGGUGUGGGCACUGAGGGUGCGGUGGUGGGCACGCUGUCUCCCGCUGGCGUUCAUCCCGCUCAUGCUGGAAAGAAAGAUCCAGAGCGGCCAAAAAUGAGAAAAAGAAAGAAAAAGAAGGGUCUGGUCCCAGUUCUGACCCUGCCAUUCCUGCAGCUCUUUCUGGCUUUGAGUUUGCUUGUGGAAUUUCUUGGGCAGUUGUGUUAAAUCCGCCAGGUCACGUACAGACAAAGCUGUGGCUACAAGAGUUGGCUGGCCUCUUGGACCAGAAGCCAUCUCCGUAUCCUCAUGAGCGACUCCGUAUCUCCACUCAGACCCAGUGGACUACAGUGUUCCUCUGUGGUGGCUGCCAAGAUGCCUUUUUAAACUUAUGCAAGGAAACCACACCCUCCCACAGUUCUUGAGCAGACACUGGAAGCAGAGGCUUCACACCCUUCCUGCUUUUUCACCAUAAUUACCUUGAGCUUGUCCCUUGGACUAGAGUCUCCACAGUUCCAGUAAAAUUCUGCGGUGGGCUGAUGAGCUGCUUGCGUUUCUGUGACAUUUCCAGAUAUGAUUCUCGGUGGGAUUUUGGAAACUGAUUGCUCAAGCUCACCCUUCUUAGCACUCUGUAAUGGUUACAGAGGAGAAGGGAAAACACAUAUUUUAUGGAUGAGGCGUUUUGUUCUCCCCUGCAGUCGCUUUCUAGAAUCAAGUUUUAGAGUUUGGCUGAUGCAUCUGCCUGGGGACCUCAGAUGGAAGGAUUGUGUCAUUUGUGCCCCGACAGAAAUGUCUCUGGGAUCUGUGGCUGGCUUGCCCUGGGCAUCUCUCCUUUAAGCUCAAGUUUUGACCUUUCCGCGGUUUUCCACCCCUGCCUUCUCAGCCACAUGCUUUUGGCCUUAAACGCUCAGUCUCGUGGAGUUAAACUCUGUCAAAUGAUUGGAAAGGGCAUCAUCCAUUUCCAGAUCUUUGGCAUUUUCCCCGUGCUGACUCCUUGAUGAUCCUUCACUGUGGCCUUUACAAGCUGAGCUGUUUCUGUUGUAUUUGAGACGAGGAUGAGGGAAUGUGGCGGCCGCAACAGAACAAGGACUUGCAGCACGAAUGUCACUUCUGUCUCCCUUUUCAGUGGUGGCAUGGAGGAGGAGGUGCUGCGUUGGAGGGAGGAGAUCCUCCAGGAGCUCUCUGGAGCCCAUCCAGGGAGCUGGAGUUUGUGGCCCGCCAGGAGCCCAGGAAGGAUACGGCCACUGUCGCAGGGGAAAGUGUUUGCUUCCCAUGAAGCCAAGUGCCCAGGACCCUCCGUAUCCUUCACCCUGACAGUUUAACUUCGGUGUUUCUCUGUGCAGUUGCGGUCACCAUGGGUGAGCACUCUGUGUGCAUGUGCCAGGGAGGAGACGACUGUGACCACUGCACAAGAGGGCACGGCCUGGCAUCACCAUGAAAGUUGUCUCUAUGCCAUCUCUCCGGUCCUUGAGGAGAGCCCAGAAAGAUUUUAGGACCAAGGAGGUGCUUUUCCUCCAGCUGUUGCCAGUGUCCUUCUGAGCUUGGAUUCUCCAGGGGUUUCCAUCGUGGCGGGUGGACGUCACAUCAGCAGCAAUUCUGGUACAGAAUUGUAAUGUGUUUUCAUUUCUCUGUAGGAUUCACCUCUCACCAGCGUCUGUCUUAAAGAUAGGGCCAAUUUCAUGGAGCAGUUUUCUGUGUGUGUCCUUUUGCUUUUGGCAGAAAAAGUGGAUUUGACAUGUGUGACCCGAUGCCACCAUAGCCCCUAGGCCAACAGUGUCAUGGUCUAAACACCAAGAAGUGAUGCCCUGCAUUCCUUCCCUUGAUGGUACCGUUUCUUCUCCAUCUCUCUCUCUCAUGAUCCUUUGGGACCAAAGUCCUCUCCUUAGUGCGCCCGUAUCCUGUGGGCAUCACGCCACUUGGAACUUCCUGGAACUGGCCCGGCGGACUCUGCAGUCUGCGCCGUUUGAAAACCCUGAGAAAGAGACGUCACCUCAACUUGAAUCACGACAGCCCAUUGCUCAGUCUCACCCUAAACUCACGGAGCUUGUUUCAGCUCCUCGCUUGACUGCAUUUGUAUUAUGUUGAAAAAAUAUCCUGUCCACAAUAACACCAACCUAACAACCUAGAAAAAGAACAGGGUACUACUGGCAUUACAGAACUUCUUUGCCUUUCAAAACAAAAGCAAAACACCGUGAACUUCACCACAGAGCUUCAUAGUGUGGGGGACUCAUCCAUCACUUUCAAAAUUAGAGUCAUUUGAUCCAAGUUUGGGUCAGACACAGUAUUUGAGCUGCACGGCUUCUGGGUUCUCCUACCUUAUUUGAUCAGAUUCAAAAGAUUAUUUCCUGUGUUUGUUUUGAUUUGUUCCUCAGUACGUUAAAAUGAUCCACGCCUUGAACACUGCCCCUGUGACCUUUACUGCCCCCUCUAGGAGGUUGAUUUUGAUCAGCCCUUUGAAGAUGGGUGUCGGAUUUAUGUCACAGAAUAUUGAGUGUUGUAUUCGGUAAGUUCUGAGAUUUGCCCUCUAUCUUAUGCCAAACACCCCUUUCUAAGAGCUGUCCCUGCUUAGUUUUAGAAGCACUAGGGGUUUUCAUACUUAUGUUAUAGAACACCCAUUUAUAUUUAUUUCUGUAUAUAGAACUAAAAAAAAAGCAGUAGUGUUAAAAAUCUUUGUUGUGGUUUGAGCAUCUUUGCUGCUUUUGGAUUAAGAUGGCGAAUCAAGGCUCCACUUCCUCUGUCUUCUGUCUUUAGAAAGCUGUGAUCACAUGUGCAAUUAUUUGAAAGGAAACAUAGUCAAUUAAGAAACCUGUAGUUUUAAGGAAGAAAUUGUUAGCGAGAUAUCCAUACUGCCCAUAUCUCAUUGGUGCAAUAAUUAAAUAGCAAAGGAAAUCUGUAUGGGCAACUAUUAUAAUUCAGUAAUUCUUUUGUUUAUUGCCCUUUUCUGUUUAAGAGUCUUUUGGAGAUUAGUCCCUUUCACGUGGUUGAAUUCUUAAGUUGACCAGUUCUUAUAGCUCUUAUCACUAGAAUGGUUUGCAGAUACCCCAAACAUACUAUGAUAAAAUCAAAUUGUGCUACUUUUGACCCAUGUAAUUUACCUGAAAGUUGUAAUUGCUGACAUAGAGUACUGCCUUGAAUUUUAGUUGAAAACCUCUCUAAUUUCAAUGAUAAAUAACAACUCAAACAAUUCCAUAUUGUUUGAGGAAGGGGCUGUAAUUCUUCUGUAUGGUUGGUACCAAGUAAUGGGAAUUUGGCCCGGUGAGUAUGAAGGUCAUGCUGCCUAACCAAGGCAGAGCAGUGCUUUUUGUGUGGCUGAAGAGAUGUGCUGACGAAAAAAGGAAACUUCUAGGACAAUCGUUGGCUAAAAAUCACCUUAGGAUGAAAAAUUUGAGGCAAAUUUUUUUAAAUGACAGAAAAAAUAAUCAUCUCACUUGCUCGAAACAGGAGCCAGCAUGAUCUCUGGAAACAUCAACUAUCCCUCGUGGUGAAUGUUGAAAGCCCUUUCACUGUUUUGCAUUCUAGUUUGAAUAGUUUGUAUUGAAAUUGGAUUCCUAUCUUGUGUAUGUUUCUGGUGCAUAAAAGGGAAAAAUUGGUGUCGUUACUUUUGAAAUUUGCAGGACGAAGGGCAUGCUUUUGGUUUGCUGUAAGAUUGUAUUCUGUAUAUAUGUUUUCAUGUAAAUAAAUGAAAAUCUAUAUCAGAGUUAUAUUUUAAUUUUUAUUCUAAAUGAAAAAAAAACCCUUUUUACUUGAAAAAUAAUUGUAAGCCACAUUGUUAAUAAAGCAAAAAUAAAUUCUA
Molecule: messenger RNA, 7964 nt
Organism: Piliocolobus tephrosceles (Ugandan red Colobus)
Lineage: Eukaryota; Metazoa; Chordata; Mammalia; Primates; Cercopithecidae
Gene: SFMBT2
Product: Scm like with four mbt domains 2
Exons: 21
Coding region: 141-2822 (893 amino acids)
Biological process (GO): negative regulation of DNA-templated transcription
Cellular component (GO): nucleus
Molecular function (GO): transcription corepressor activity; histone binding; chromatin binding
Source: RefSeq, a predicted model, not a curated record